Molecule: messenger RNA, 666 nt
Organism: Phalaenopsis equestris
Lineage: Eukaryota; Viridiplantae; Streptophyta; Magnoliopsida; Asparagales; Orchidaceae
Product: cytochrome c oxidase subunit 6b-1-like
Exons: 4
Coding region: 1-666 (221 amino acids)
Cellular component (GO): mitochondrion; respiratory chain complex IV
Source: RefSeq, a predicted model, not a curated record
AUGUCGUCGUAUCCUUUCCAAAAGCAGGUGUACAUUGUGGUUGCAACAAUGACAUUACAUAACUUCAUCCGAAGACAUUCCUCGCAAUCAGAUACAGACUUCAGUAUGGCUGACAAUGAUGAACUCAAUGUUUUCGAGCAACCAACAGGACUUGUGGGGGUGUCAUCAGACUUCAUAAUUUAUUUUAAUGUGAACAUUUUUUUUUCCUUUCAGCAAUGGUCUCUGCUAAAAGCAGUGCCGACUCAGAGAGAGUCUGCUACUGAAAGUAUUAAUGAUGAAAAUUCUGUUACUGUUACUCCCGAUACUGUUUCCACAGAGAAGACUGAUGACGCCCCUACUGCUAAGAAUGAUAAUGAUACGGCAGAGGAAAACAGUAGAGCUCCAGAGCCAAAAGAGUCGGAAGAAGAAGAAGCUGCUGAAGAGGAUAAACCAAUGAUAAAGCUGGAAACCGCUCCAUCGGAUUUUCGUUUUCCAACAACAAAUCAAACUAGGCAUUGCUUCACUCGAUAUAUUGAAUAUCAUAGGUGCAUAGCUGCUAAAGGAGACGAUUCUUCUGACUGCACCAAGUUUGCGAAGUACUAUCGGGCACUUUGCCCUGGUGAAUGGGUAUGCUCCUUCCAUCAGCUUCCAUUAAGAGCAUCAUUGAACUCAAUAUUUAUCUUUUGA